AUGGUCAACUGCUUCCUGCGGCCGGUCGAUGUCUUUGGCUCGCCAAAGACGGCGUUGGGCGAGAACCUGCAGCCACAACGCACGUGGCUGGAGUGGGUAUUCAUGCCCCGACACAAACCGCUCUUUUACAACUUUACAGCCAACCUCAAGGCGGGGCUGACGGUGGCGCUUGUGAACGUGCCUUUAAGCAUCGCGCUGGCAAUUGGCAGCGGCGCAACUCCCGCGCAGGGCAUCGUGAGCUGCGUGUGGGCGGGCGCUGUCGCCGCCCUCUUUGGCUCCUCACACUUCAACGUCAUUGGACCUACAGGAGCCCUCAGCGGUUUGCUCGCGUCAAUGGUGACCUCAUUCGGCGUGGAUGUGCUGGCGCCGCUCGCGCUACAGGCGGGACUGUGGAUCAUGCUCUUCUUCCUCUUCCGCGUGAAUCGACUCCUGCGAUUUGUGAGCUCCGGCGUGGCACAUGGCUUCGGUUGCGGUGUUGCCAUUGUGAUUGCUGUUGGGCAAAUCCCCUCAGCGCUGGGACUGAAGGGCGUCCAGCCGAAGGAGACGCUGCUGGAGAAGCUGAGGGAAGACUCUAGAUGCAUCGGCACCAUUAGUGUCCCCGACACGCUACUCUUCCUUGUGACAAUCAUUCCAUUGCUUGUUUUGUCAAGGCGUUACAAUAAAGUACCGUGGCAGAUCAUAUUUACGUUAUUCGGUAUUCUGGUUGCGCACCUUAUGCCACGGGGGUCGCUCGUUCUCCUUAGCAUGAAGUAUCCUGACCUGACGCUCAACUUCUUUUCCUUCGAGCCCCUUGACGUGCUGAUUGGAGCCAAGUGGUUCAAUCCCACAGUUAUUGUCUACGGAUUUGGCAUUGCCACCGUAAGUCUGAUGGAAACGCUUCUCAGCUCCGUGAUUGCCAACAACCACGUGGAUGACAAGUCGUACCUGAAUUACUCCAGUGCGCGCGACACGUUGGGCUUGGCCAUCUCUAAUGUUGUCAGUGCCUUUGUUGGCGGCAUCCCGUCGACUGCAGCAUUGGCGCGCACGGCGCUGAUGGUGCACUCCGGCGGCUUCUCGCGCAUUGCCGGGCUUCUCUCGUGUGUGGCAGUUGCGGUGCUCUGCAGCGUACUGCUUCCGCUGCUGCGCGAGCUGCCCAUGGCGACUGUUGCGGCGAUUUUGAUGGUUGUUGCAUACAAGCUGGUCGAUCUACACGACCUGCACGUGUUGCAAGUGAUUGACACGGCGAAUCUGUACUCGACCAUCAUCACCUGCGCCGCGUGCACGCUGACGGACACGUUCGUAGGCCUCGUUGUUGGCGUGAUGAUUAGUGUGCUGCUGAACUACACCGACUCGGUGGACUCCAGCGUGCAGUUCGAGGAGGAGGACGAGGUCUUCGCGUCGCCGCGGACGCCGGACCCGAUCAGGUUCCGCGUCCUCAUCGUGCAGCCGCAGGCGUCGAUUCUGUUUAUCAACGCGGACAGUGUGAAGUCCGUUAUAUUCGAGAAGAGCGUCUCGUUCCGCGAGUCGAUGCCGCCGGAGACGCUGAAGCGCCUUGUGCUCGACAUGUCGCUCGUGACGCGCGUCGACUUUGACGGGACGAAGGCGCUCGGCGAGAUCAUCAACGCCCACCGUGCGAAGGGGUGGAUGGUUGACGUGAUCAACUCUCAGCACCUCCGCAACAGUCUGGUGCUCUGCACGCCGUACCAGGACCUGCAGAAGCUCGAGUACAUGGAGCUGUAUUGA
Molecule: messenger RNA, 1722 nt
Organism: Trypanosoma grayi
Lineage: Eukaryota; Euglenozoa; Kinetoplastea; Trypanosomatida; Trypanosomatidae
Product: Sulfate transporter
Exons: 1
Coding region: 1-1722 (573 amino acids)
Biological process (GO): transmembrane transport
Cellular component (GO): membrane
Source: RefSeq, a predicted model, not a curated record